Molecule: messenger RNA, 1173 nt
Organism: Malassezia restricta
Lineage: Eukaryota; Fungi; Basidiomycota; Malasseziomycetes; Malasseziales; Malasseziaceae
Product: alanine-glyoxylate transaminase/serine-glyoxylate transaminase/serine-pyruvate transaminase
Exons: 1
Coding region: 1-1173 (390 amino acids)
Cellular component (GO): peroxisome
Molecular function (GO): L-serine:pyruvate transaminase activity; L-alanine:glyoxylate transaminase activity
Source: RefSeq, a predicted model, not a curated record
AUGUCGUCGUUUAAGCAAGCGGACCACAAACUGCUCAUGAUUCCCGGACCUAUUGAGGUCUCAGACGAUGUGCUGCUGGCCAAUGCACAUCCGUCGAUGGCACAUGUCUCGCCUGACUUUGUUCCUGUAUUUGGCGAGUCCCUCGAGAUGCUGCGGAAGGUCGCUGAUGCGCCUAGCUCGCAGCCCUUUAUCAUUUCAGGUUCCGGUACACUGGGCUGGGAUCUGGCUGCCGUCAAUCUGCUCGAAAAAGACGAUGACGUGCUUGUCCUGACGACGGGCUACUUUGGCGACAGCUUUGCCGAGUGCAUCGCUACGUACGGUGCUCACCCGACGCAGGUCGUCGCCCCGGUCGGCUCGCGUCCCAGUGAGAGUGAGAUAGAGAUUGCACUGAAGCAGAAGAAGUACAAGGCUGUGACAAUCACGCACGUCGAUACCUCCACGGGUAUUCUUAUGGAUGUGGAAGCCGUCACAAAGAUCGUGAAGAGGGUGAGCCCCGACACGCUCGUCAUUCUCGACGGCGUGUGCAGCGUUGGAUCGGAGGAAAUCCACAUGGAUGCAUGGGGUAUAGACUACCUUCUCUUCGCUUCGCAGAAGGGCAUCGGCAUCCCUCCCGGUCUUUCUUUGUCACUGGCCAGCCCCCGUGCCAUGAAAACGUUUGCAUCGCGCACAACGCCGCCGGCUGGUUUCUAUACAUCUUGGACAAAGUGGCUGCCUGUGAUGAAAGCAUAUGAGGCUCGCACCCCAGCAUACUUUGCCACACCACCCACCAACCUGAUAUAUGCUCUCCACACGUCGCUCAAGACCAUCACGGAGGGUCCUGUGUCUCUUGCACAGCGCUUUGAAAAGCAUCGCGAGGCGUCGCAGCGCGUGAAGAAAGGCAUUGAGAACCUGGGUCUCGAGCAGCUCGCUCAGCCCGACUCGCGUCAAAACGGCGUCGCCAACGGCAUGACCGCCGUUCGUUACCCGCAGGGCUUCAAGGCGUCCGACAUCUUGCCCAAGAUGGCCCAGCGCGGCGUCGUAUUUGGUGCUGGUCUGCACAAGGACGCGAAGGACGAGUACUUCCGUAUUGGUCAUAUGGGUGUUUCCGUCGUCGACCCUGCUCGCAGGGACGUUGACAUCAUUCUCCAGAAGCUGGAAGAAGCGCUGGCCGAGGCUGGCUACCAGAAGCAGUAG